AGCGGCCCAGCCCCGGUCGGGCCCUCCUGGCAUCCCCCCCCCCCCCCAAGGCGUGGCGUUGGCCAGGGAUGACGCCGCUGGUGCGCGGCAAUGCCGUUAUGCGGGGCGCUGGUGCGGGGGCGCUGGUGCACGCCGACGUGCCGCUGAGCUUCUGGGGCGGCGUCGACCCCGCCACGGGCGAGGUGAUCGACCGCCACCACCCGCUCAGCGGGACCCGGCUGUGCGGGAAGGUGCUGGCCAUCCCCGGCAGCCGCGGCUCGUGCACGGGCAGCAUGGUGCUGCUGGAGCUGCUGCUGGGCGGGCGCGCGCCCGCGGCGGUGCUGCUGCGCCGCUCAGACGAGGUCAUCGCCCUCGGCGCCAUCGUGGCAGAGGACAUCGAGAUGUUCGGGCUCACUCUGCCGGUGGUUGCGCUCGGAGACGAUUUCGACGAAGCCGCCAAUGCCGUCGCCGCCUGCGUGGAUGGGGACACGGUCCGUUUGUUCUCCUACAUGGUAGAAGGUGCCCAGGGCGCGCGCGGUGCGGGCGCCGCCCCGGGCGAGGCUGCCGAGGCCGGCCUGGGAGGUCCUUCGUCCCCCCUGGCUGGCCUCGUCCACAGGCCUGGCCCUCUCCGAGCUCGACCGCGCCAUGGCGGCGGGCCUCCACGGCCCCGCGGCG
Molecule: messenger RNA, 654 nt
Organism: Prorocentrum cordatum
Lineage: Eukaryota; Dinophyceae; Prorocentrales; Prorocentraceae
Source: the annotation of a GenBank genome assembly